Messenger RNA from Cucurbita pepo subsp. pepo (vegetable marrow), 2407 nucleotides. The record is from RefSeq and is a predicted model, not a curated record. NCBI's taxonomy places the organism in Eukaryota, Viridiplantae, Streptophyta, Magnoliopsida, Cucurbitales, Cucurbitaceae.
UCUUGAUAAAAUUUGGGGAAUUUGGCGGUCGGUGUUGGGAACUCGAUUGCCGUUUGAGGAAAUGGGCUGUUGUGAUUUUUUUUGAACGGGUUGUUGAAAAUUUGUUUGGAUUUAGAGGAUUGAAGUAGGUUUUUGAUGGCUCCUCGUGCAUGCUAUGUUUUAUGCGUUUUCAAUUUUUUGGUUUCUUCGAGACGGAGAGAUUUUUAGUUUUCUUUUUGAGGAACUGCUAAGAUUUCAUUUGUGUUUAGAGUUUUCUGUUUCAUGGAUGUAGAUCACAAACGAAGAUUUUAAGAAUUUUCGUUUGGUUUUCAAUUUUGGAUAUUUAUUGGUAGGUUGAGAGAUUUUAGAGAUUUUUGUAGCAAUAAUUUAAGCCACUUUCAAUGAUAAAAGAAGGGAUGAUGUGUUUUCUCUUACCUUUUAGCUUCUAGGUUUUCUAGAUUCGGGUCUCCGAAGAUUUGGAUUUCGCUCGUAUACUUUAUUCUGCUUGCCAAGAAAAUGACAAUCAUUUGAAACGUAUUCCAUGUUGUAUGUUCUGCUGACAUGAAUUUCCUCCUGGUAUAGAAUGCUGCAGUUGUUGUUGUUUUUAAAUGAGAUACAACUUUUGCUCAAAGCGUACGAAACUCAUAACAAAUGAUGAACUUUAAAAUGUAACAAAAAACUAAUUCAUCAAAUUGAAUUAGGAGAAUUAGUAUCGAACUGCUCAUAGAACUUGGAUUAUACUUUUGAAACCUCCAGACUCCAUAGGAAAUGUUGAAAAUAAAUCUCGAAGAGAGCAUUGGAAGAUAAAAUUCACACAUUUUCAAGAGGGAUGUAUAUAGAAAGGAGAAAUGCUUAGAAGAUCCAAUUUUCUCCAAAAAUGAAGGGCUAAUGCUGCAGUUGUUAUUUUGACAUUUUUCUUAACUGAACUUCUUCUGAUUUUUCAAGAGUUUUGUGUUUCCAGGGAUUCUCUUUAGGAUUUGUCUUGAUUUUGUUCGGUUGCAAAGAUGAGUGACAAUUUGAUGGAUAAAGUUAGUGCCUUGGGUGAACGCCUAAAGAUUAGUGGGGCAGAGAUGAGCCGGAAGAUGAGUGCAGGUGUCAGCUCUAUGAGUUUCAAAAUGAAGGAACUCUUUCAAGGUCCUAACCCGGACGAUAAACUUGUUGAAGAUGCCACAUCAGAGACACUGGAAGAGCCAGAUUGGGCCCUGAAUCUUGAAAUCUGUGACAUGGUUAAUUCUGAAAAAAUCAACAGCAUAGACUUGAUUCGUGGGAUUAAAAAACGAAUAAUGGUAAAAAGCCCCAGGAUCCAGUAUUUGGCAUUGGUGCUGCUUGAGACGUGUGUUAAAAAUUGUGAGAAGUGUUUCUCCGAGGUGGCAGCGGAGAGAGUUCUUGAUGAGAUGGUGAAGCUAAUUGAUGAUCCGCAAACUGUUGUCAAUAAUCGGAACAAAGCUUUAAUGUUGAUUGAAGCAUGGGGGGAAUCAACUGGUGAACUUCGCUAUUUGCCUGUUUAUGAAGAAACGUACAAGAGUUUAAAAUCAAGAGGCAUUCGAUUCCCUGGUCGGGACAACGAGAGUCUUGCACCCAUUUUCACUCCUCCUCGCACAAUUUCUGCUACGGAGACAGAAGCCAGUCAUAUCGAACAGUUUCAUCACGAUAUUCCCGUGCAAACCUUUACAGCUGAAGAAACAAAGGAAGCAUUUGACGUUGCAAGGAACAGCAUUGAGCUUCUCUCAACAGUGUUAUCCUCAUCACCUGCUCAGGAUACUUCGGAGGAUGAUCUGACCAAGACACUCGAACUACAAUGUCGCCAAUCACGAUCGGCCAUCCAAAGAAUUAUCGAGACCGCUGAAGACAACGAGGCCCUUCUUUUCGAGGCAUUGAAUGUGAAUGACGAAAUUCAGAAAGUCCUUUCCAAGUACGAAGAUCUGAAGAAGCCUUCAACAACUUCUCCACGUGAACAAGAACCUGCCAUGAUACCCAUUGCUGGGGAACCUGAUGAAUCUCCGAGUCACGCCAAGGAAGAAGAUGCUCUGGUCAGAAAAGCUGCCACUUCCGGCAGCCGGUCUGGCGGCGGAAGCAGUGAUGAAAUGAUGGAUGAUCUUGAUGAGAUGAUAUUUGGGAAGAAAGGUGGAAGUGCAUCUGAUCGGGGACAGGAACCGAAGAAGCCAGAUUCAUCAAAAGACAAUGAUCUCAUUUCCUUUUGAUUUUGAGCUUUUGGUUUGAACUGAUUCAUGAUAAUCACACACUCUCCUAAUUUAGAAAGAUUUAUUUGAUGUUAAAAGAUCUUUAUGUAACUUUACAUGUUUAGCUGCAUUUUAUAAACGUCUACACUAACUAGUGCACAUUUUCUAUUAUGAACUUCCAAGUGUUGAAAAGAUUGAGUUUGGAAGCUCAUAUGCCUAAAUUCAAUUCAUGGGCUAAGAAUUUCUUC